AUGCCACUUCUCACCAAGGGGCUCAUAGCCAUAAUUGCGAUUGCAGUGGCAAGAUUUCUUCACCGAGGCUAUGUCAAUAGGACAAGAGUGAGGUCACUACAGGCGCAGGGACUUCCAGUAUUGCCUCACUCGUUAUUGUUCGGUCAUUUGCCUAUUUUUUCCGACUUCCGAAAGAGUCAUCCUCUAGAUGUCAACAUCUACAGGUUCCAUACUUGGAUCAUCGAAAAUUGCAAGAAUUAUUUCCCCGACUUGGACUACCCGCCCCCAGUGGUGUAUUUGGACCUCUGGCCAAUUACCCACUCUUUGGCCCUGGUAACCGACCCAGUUGCUGCAUCCCAGUUUACGACGGUUCAGAGCCUGCCGAAGAACAGCAGUUUACAUGAUUUUGUCGGACCUCUGACCUCGUGCAUUGACAUUCUCUGCACAGAGGGACAGAUAUGGAAAACUUGGCGUUCCCGGUUCAGUCCCGGGUUCAGUCAGAGGAACUUGACUGCGAUCUUGCCUGAAGUAAUCGAAGAGGCGAAUGUGUUUGUCGAAGGACUCAAGGAAAUGGCAGGCAAGGGUGGAGCUUGGGGUUCGGUGUUCCAACUCGAGAAGAGAACGACAAAUCUGACGUUUGAUAUCAUCUGCCGGGCAGCACUCGACGUCCGCCUGCACGAACAAACCCGUGAAUCGGACAGCAAUUUGAAAAGCGCCCUCCUGGAUCAGGUGCGCUUGAUGGGGAUGAUGUCGAACCCCGCGCAAGCACUGAUGCUGGGUCGCAUGCCAUGGCAUCGUGCAUCAGUGGCUCGCAACAACAGAACUAUGCGCGAGUUCCUGCUCCCACAGAUACAGAGAAAGCUGGAGUCGACCGCAGAAAACACGCAGAAGAAGACCAUUGUUGACCUGGCCAUCAAACACGUCGGUACCGAUGAGCCGAACGCGUCGAAGAAUAAACCCACUGCCGAGUUCGUGGACAGGCUCAUCGCCAACCUGAAAAUCUUUCUCUUUGCUGGUCACGACACGACCGCCUCGACGAUCUGCUUUAUGUUCAAACUGCUACAGGACAAUCCUAGCUACCUGGAGAAGGUUCGAGCCGAGCACGAUGCGGUACUUGGCCCGGAGGUGGACAAGGCUGCCGAGAUCUUGACCACGUCUCCUCAUCUCUUACAGUCACUUCCGUACACGCAGGCCGUUAUCAAAGAGACGUUGCGGCUAUACCCUAUAGCAGCAACCGUGCGUGAACCGCUGCCUGGAUUCUACCUGACGGCGACGAACUCGUCGGUCAGGUAUCCGAUGGAAGGCUUCGGACUGUGGUUGUCACCCCCCGGACUUCAGCGCCACCCGCAGUACUGGCAGAGACCCCAUGACUUUCUGCCCGAACGAUGGACAUCACCUGACGCCUCACUGCAUCCUACCGCCAAUUCCUGGGCGCCCUUUUCUCUUGGACCGCGAAACUGCAUCGGAAUGGAGCUGGCCAUGAUAGAACUCAGGCUUGUGCUGGUUCUCACAGCUCGUACGUUUGAUAUCGAAGAAGCAUGGACCGAGUGGGACGAGGAAAGGUGA
Messenger RNA from Diaporthe citri, 1545 nucleotides. RefSeq lists its product as uncharacterized. The coding region runs from base 1 to 1545 and encodes 514 amino acids. The record is from RefSeq and is a predicted model, not a curated record. The transcript has 3 exons. Gene Ontology annotation, molecular function: iron ion binding; oxidoreductase activity, acting on paired donors, with incorporation or reduction of molecular oxygen; monooxygenase activity. NCBI's taxonomy places the organism in Eukaryota, Fungi, Ascomycota, Sordariomycetes, Diaporthales, Diaporthaceae.